Molecule: messenger RNA, 1500 nt
Organism: Lachancea thermotolerans CBS 6340
Lineage: Eukaryota; Fungi; Ascomycota; Saccharomycetes; Saccharomycetales; Saccharomycetaceae
Gene: PAC2
Product: Pac2p
Exons: 1
Coding region: 1-1500 (499 amino acids)
Molecular function (GO): protein binding
Source: RefSeq, a predicted model, not a curated record
AUGAUUGAAAUUGGAGACAGGCUUUUUGUCGAUGGCCACACAUGUUCCGUCCUUUUCAUUGGAUACAUCCCAGCAUGGAAGGACAGUAGAGCGUUCGGGCUUGAGUGGGACGAACCUAAGCGAGGAAAACACAGCGGAUAUCUGAACGGAGUUGAAUACUUCAAAACACGGAUUCCCAACGCAGGUUCAUUUGUCAAAGAAUCCAAACUGCUAUAUGCUAUUCAGAGCAGAAAGUCUUUUGUUGAGGCUGUAAACAACGUUUAUUUAAGAGGGCUUGAAAACCGUGAGGACGUAUUUUUUGGCUUCAAGAAAGUUGAGCUGUUCGGGUUAAACGUUUUAGCUUCUAAGAACCAAGACCUUGAAAAUCUCAAGUAUCUGGAUCUUUCUGCGAAGCUCAUUGCCUCCAGCGGAGAAACCAAGGAUCUUCUUGCUCUCAAUUUCAGGUUUAAAAGUUUAACCCAGCUAAAUCUUUCCUCUAAUUUAUUCAAGGACUUCAGUGAGGUUUCAAGAGUGUUGAGUGGUAUACCACAUCUGCGUUCGCUAGACAUUAGCAAUAAUCGAUUCGAGGUUUAUUCAAAUGCUGCUGAUGCCGAGCAAGUUCAAUCUUUGGAAGAACUGAGAGCUAACUUUUGCCAACUAUCUACAGAGGGAAUUGCAAAUUUACUCUCUUACUUCCCCAACCUUAAGAGACUCGAGCUCAGCGGCAAUUGCGCCCGUGAGCUAGAUUCUAUCUCUUUCCCGGCGUCUCUGAGUGAGCUCAGCCUCGCGGAAAAUUGUUUGUCCACAAUGCCUCUGAAUAUUUUCGAAGCUAGCGUUGUCCGUUUAAAUGUUUCUUCAAACAAAAUAUACAGUUUACUGGGUGGUGUUUUUCCAAAAAUAGAGGCACUUGACCUGUCGUACUGCUGUAUUGACCGAUGGGAUUCAAUUGAUGAGAUUUGUACCAACUUCCCGAAUAUGAAGGAUUUCAGAAUUAACGGAAAUCCCCUCACUAUGGAUGAGAGUGAUGACAACGUAUUUCUACAACUCAUAGGCCGCAAUCGAAACAUUGAUCGUUUAAACGGAUCAUUCCUUACCGAGAAAGUUCGGUAUGAUGCUGAGAUCUAUUUUAUGGCACAAGUGUCCACUCAAAAUGCAACCAUCAACAAAGCCGGACGUCAAUGGAACUAUUUGCUGCAAAAGCACGGGCCUGUUAGCCGCGGGGGUGGGUCUAUAGGAUCGGGCACCAUCUUUGAAAUUCUGACUGUAGAUUUGGAGUUCGAAGGUUAUAAAGUCAGAGAGCUCUCUAUGCUGCCUAGCUAUUCUAUCCGGUUCCUCAAAACAACUAUAUCUAGAACUUUGUCAAUCCCCGCUUCCGAGUUUAAUUUAUAUUAUGUCCUGGAAGGCGGCACACAGCAAGAAUUCAGCUUUGAGUUUUCGCCCAUCAGUAUGUUUAACAUUAAAAGCGGGGACAGAAUAUGUGUAGACCUUAAAAACGCGAAACGCAGAUCUUCGGCUUCGUAG